AUGUCUCACGACCAGAGCGCUGGUGCUUCGAGGGCGACAGCGAUAGGUUCCUUGCCUUACUAUCGAGUUCCGCCGAACUUUGGCGGGACCUCUGGAGAAGACGUGGACGAGUGGCUGAAGAAAUACAAGAGGGUUCUCGUCGUGCCCGGCGACGUGUCCGUGGUUGCGGACGUCGCAAAUGUUGUGCAGAAGACAGUCAAGCAUUUCGGAAAAAUUGAUAUCCUGGUAAACAAUGCUGGUAUUGCCGUCCAAGGAUCCGUUCAAAGGUCCUCAGUCGAGGACUUUACCGAAGCUUGGGAGACGAAUUUGUGCGGUAGCAUCGUCAACAUUUCCGCCGCCUCGGGGCAGACUCCGACUCAGCGCGCCGUGCCCUACUGCGUUACAAAGGCAGCCCUGAAUCACCUGACACGAUGCGCUGCACUGGAGAAUGCUCCGUAUGGUGUACGUGUAAACACGCUCAGCCCUGGCGCUGUCAGGACGUUGAUAGCGAAGAGACCUGACCAAAGUGCAGAGGAAUACCUUGAGCACCUGGACAAAAUUGCCAGUUCCCAGCACGCGCUUGGACGAGCGGCCACACCGGAAGAAGUCGCUCAAUGCAUCGCUUUUCUGGCAUCCGAUGACUCCGCGUUCGUCACCGGGAUCACGAUGCUCAUGGAUGGAGGCUUGCUUCUUCUGUCCAGCAUCUCAGGUCCCGUCCCACAACAGAAUACCAAGAAGACUGUAUGA
Rhipicephalus sanguineus (brown dog tick) is the source of this 726-nucleotide messenger RNA. Its product is annotated as glucose 1-dehydrogenase 1-like. Bases 1 to 726 code for a protein of 241 amino acids. NCBI's taxonomy places the organism in Eukaryota, Metazoa, Arthropoda, Arachnida, Ixodida, Ixodidae. The transcript has 8 exons. Gene Ontology annotation, molecular function: oxidoreductase activity. The record is from RefSeq and is a predicted model, not a curated record.